AUGAAGUCAGCAGCAGCAAAAAUUAAUUGGACAAAGCUUCGGUUAUGUUACGGACUAAAUGCAGCAACAGUUUCAUCUUUAUCUGAGUUUCAAAAACGAAAUUCAGACGCCUGGACAAAAGUGCGUGCACUUCAAGAACAAGUGCAAAAUAUUGAUUUUAACCAUUACCGUUCUAUUUUAAAGAACCAUACAAUAUUAAAUGAAGUAGAGAAAGACAUGAAGACAUUUAAACCCCUUAAAUGGAAUACUGAUGCCCAAAUCAAAAUAAUCAACCUUUUUGAAGAAAAAGCACUUGAGAGUGCAGCAAAGACAGCCAAUAAUGUCAAUAAAGAGCUUACUCUUCUUCAAGAAACAUUGUCAAAUAUCCAGAAAGCACGCCCAAUAGAAGAUUUGACAGUACAAGACGUGUUAAUAGCAUGUCCUGAAAUUGAAAAAAAAGUAGAAAAAAUGGUAGAAAACGGGCAAUGGUCAGUUCCUGGAUAUAAAGAAAAAUUUGGGGACUUAACAAUCAUGUAA
Pneumocystis jirovecii RU7 is the source of this 516-nucleotide messenger RNA. RefSeq names its product F1F0 ATP synthase subunit d. The record is from RefSeq and is a predicted model, not a curated record. Lineage: Eukaryota; Fungi; Ascomycota; Pneumocystomycetes; Pneumocystales; Pneumocystaceae. Bases 1 to 516 code for a protein of 171 amino acids. Gene Ontology annotation, molecular function: proton transmembrane transporter activity. Gene Ontology annotation, biological process: proton motive force-driven ATP synthesis. The transcript is spliced from 3 exons.